Messenger RNA from Mesitornis unicolor (brown roatelo), 1707 nucleotides. Its product is annotated as segment polarity protein dishevelled homolog DVL-3-like. Gene Ontology annotation, biological process: canonical Wnt signaling pathway; intracellular signal transduction. The record is from RefSeq and is a predicted model, not a curated record. Gene Ontology annotation, molecular function: frizzled binding. NCBI's taxonomy places the organism in Eukaryota, Metazoa, Chordata, Aves, Mesitornithiformes, Mesitornithidae. Gene Ontology annotation, cellular component: cytosol.
AAAGAAGAGAUUUCGGACGACAAUGCCAAGCUUCCCUGCUUCAAUGGCCGGGUGGUGUCGUGGCUGGUGUCUGCAGAGGGUUCCCAUUCAGACGCUGGCUCGGUCUGUGCUGACAACCAGACAGAGCUGCCGCCCUCCAUGGAGCGCACGGGAGGAAUUGGAGACUCCAGGCCCCCCUCUUUCCACCCUAACACUGGGGGGAGUCGGGAAAACUUGGACAACGAGACAGAGACAGACUCAGUGGUGUCGUCGCAAAGGGAACGACCUCGUCGGAAAGAUGGGCCUGAGCAUGCACCCAGGGUGAACGGGACAGUGAAGGGAGAGCGGCGCCGAGACCUGGGCGGGUACGAGAGCUCCUCCACACUCAUGAGCAGUGAGCUGGAGACCACCAGCUUCUUUGAUUCAGAUGAAGAUGACUCCACCAGCAGGUUUAGCAGUUCGACAGAGCAAAGCAGUGCUUCCCGCCUAAUGAGGAGGCACAAGCGACGCCGGCGGAAACAGAAGGCUCCACGCAUUGAGCGGUCAUCGUCCUUCAGCAGCAUCACAGACUCCACCAUGUCCCUGAACAUCAUCACAGUCACACUGAACAUGGAGAAAUACAACUUCCUGGGCAUUUCCAUUGUGGGACAGAGCAAUGAGCGUGGGGAUGGAGGCAUUUACAUUGGCUCUAUCAUGAAGGGCGGCGCUGUGGCAGCUGAUGGCAGAAUUGAGCCAGGAGACAUGCUCUUGCAGGUAAAUGACAUCAACUUUGAGAACAUGAGCAACGAUGAUGCCGUGCGGGUGCUGAGGGAGAUUGUACACAAGCCGGGGCCCAUCACCCUGACGGUGGCCAAGUGCUGGGACCCCAGCCCCCGGGGCUGCUUCUCGUUACCCAGGAGUGAGCCCAUCCGGCCCAUCGACCCAGCAGCCUGGGUGUCUCACACGGCAGCGAUGACUGGCACCUACCCAGCGUACGGUAUGAGUCCAUCCAUGAGCACAAUCACUUCCACCAGCUCCUCCAUCACCAGCUCCAUCCCAGAGACCGAACGCCUCGAUGACUUUCACCUGUCCAUCCACAGCGACAUGGCCACCAUUGUCAAAGCCAUGGCCUCACCAGAGUCAGGCCUGGAGGUGCGUGACCGCAUGUGGCUGAAGAUCACCAUCCCCAAUGCCUUCAUUGGUUCAGAUGUGGUGGAUUGGCUCUAUCACCAUGUGGAGGGCUUUACAGACCGUCGUGAAUCCCGCAAAUACGCCAGUAAUCUGCUGAAGGCUGGCUACAUCCGGCACACCGUCAACAAGAUCACCUUCUCCGAGCAGUGCUAUUACAUCUUCGGGGACCUCUGUGGAAACAUGGCUAAUCUUUCUCUUCACGAUCACGAUGGCUCCAGUGGUGCCUCCGAUCAGGACACUUUGGCUCCACUUCCACACCCAGGAGCUGCACCCUGGCCUAUGGCUUUUCCGUAUUUCCCGUAUCAGUACCCACCGCCUCAUCCAUACAACCCCCACCCCGGCUUCCCUGACCCAGGCUACAGCUACGGAGGGGGCAGUGCAGGCAGCCAGCACAGUGAAGGGAGCCGGAGCAGCGGUUCCAAUCGCAGCGGGCCCCCCGGGGCACCGCCAGGCCGUGACCUGGCCUCUGUGCCCCCCGAACUGACGGCCAGUAGACAGUCCUUCCGAAUGGCCAUGGGCAACCCCACAAAGAAUUACGGGGUGUUUGACUUUCUCUGA